AAUUUUGGCGUCCUGUCAGCUUUCAUCGCGAACAUCGGAACGAAUGGGCAAAAAACCUCGAAGAAAAACGCCUCAGUCCGCAGGAAAAGCGAACAAUUUCUAGUUCAGUCGUGUUGUUGUGCAGCAUUUUUACAUGUUUUUGUAUCGCGUGCGUUAUCAGACGUCCGAUAAAAAGUGAUUGUGUGCGGGGCGGGCUGAUAUUACCAUUCGCUAAUAAUCGUCGUGGAGCGUUUGUCAGCUACGAGCGUCAUCGUCGUGCAGGGCAGGGUGCAGCAAAGAAGCGGUCCCCAUCAUCAUCAACGUAGUAAACAGCGUACUGACCCAGUCGCUGGAAAACCCCAUGGAAAUGGUGUCUCUGGGGCCGAAAAAGGAUGGAAAUCCUAAUGCCGAAUUCUUUACCGCGCCGGAAACACUGCAGAACUUCGAAACGGUGCGGCUGUGGUUGCAGAAACAUUUCAAGAAGUUUCUUGCACCAGAUCCACCGACAAAGGAAUCUUUGGCCCAUUUAAUUAUACAAUUCAUUCAGUAUCAGGAAGCGAAGCUUGGGAAAAACUCUCAAGAUCCACCAACAACGCGUUUACCGAUACGAUGCUUCAUGGAUUUCAAACCGGGCGGUGCCCUCUGCCACAUACUUUCCACUAUGUACCGCUACAAGGCGGAGCAGCGCUGGCGCAAGUUCGAUUUCACCGUCAACAAAAACCCGAUGCGCAAGGACCCGAUCGGGCAGAUGGUACUGGACAUCGAGACGGCACUGAUCGAGGCGGAAUGCAUGCGCCUGCCGAUCGUGUACAUCCGCCCGGAGGUGGACCGUGCGACGGCGAACAAAAUCACCGACAUCGUGACGAACCAUCAGGGCGAAAUAACGGCCGAUGAGGAGGAGGCCACGCACAUCAUCUAUCCGGUGAUUGAUCCGCUGCCGGAGGAUUACGCGCGGCCCACGUUCCGGCGCGAUAAGCACGUGAUGAUCCACUGGUACUACUUCCCGGAGUCGUACGACACUUGGGUGCCGAAUUCGUUCGACCUGCCCGACAACAUCCCGGAGAGUCCACCGUCGCCGGCCGAGCGCUGGCGCGUGUCCGCCUCGUGGGUGAUCGAUCUGGACGAGUACAACGAGUGGAUGUCGGAGGAGGACUACGAGGUGGACGAGGGGGGACGCAAGAAGGUGCACCCGCACCGGCUCGGCGUCGAGGAUUUGAUCUCGAGCGUGGCCGGCGGCGGUGGCGGUGGGGCCGGCUCGGAAGAUAAGGUAAAGAAAACGCCCAAGGUGGUCAACUCGAAGCGCAAACGGUCGCCCUCGCCGGCUGCCGGCAAGGGUGGCAAGCGGAAGAGCUACCGUUCGCCGGCCGCUUCGUCCGCUGCCUCCUCCUUCCAGAAGAAGCCGCGCGCGGACGACGAAGAGUCGGAGGAUCUCACUAAGGACAUGGAGGAUCCGGCGCCGGAAACGAACAUUACCGAGGUGAAGCCGAACAUGGGCAGCUCGAGCGCGUCGGGCCCGGCUACGCCGCAGCCCAAGCGCGACCCGGACAUGAUGCCGAUGAAGUACGCCACCGUGACCGAUCUGGACGACGAGAUGGGCAUGAAUGCGGGCGGCGCUGGUGGCAGUGGUGCGGGCGGUGGCGGUGGCAGCGGCGGAUCCGGAGCGGGCGUGGGCGGUGGCGACGACAGCCAGGCGGGCAAGACGAGCGACAGCAGCAACACGCAGGACUUCCCGACCGGCAGCAAGGACGAUCUGGAGGACAACGUGACGGAACAGACGCACCACAUCAUCGUGCCGUCCUACUCGGCCUGGUUCGACUACAACUCCAUCCACGUGGUGGAGAAGCGCGCCCUGCCCGAGUUCUUCAACGGGAAGAACAAGUCGAAGACGCCCGAAAUUUACAUGGCCUACCGGAACUUCAUGAUCGACACGUACCGGCUCAAUCCGACCGAGUAUCUGACCAGCACGGCCUGCCGCCGCAAUCUGGCCGGCGACGUGUGCGCGAUCAUGCGCGUGCACGCGUUUCUCGAGCAGUGGGGCCUGAUCAACUAUCAGAUCGAUGCCGAUUCCCGGCCGACGCCGAUGGGCCCACCGCCGACCUCCCACUUCCACGUGCUGAGCGACACGCCGUCCGGGCUGCAGCCGAUCAAUCCGCCCAAGACGGCACAACCGUCCGCGGCGAAGAACUUGCUCGACCUGGACAAGAAGGGGGCCGUGCUGGGCGAGAAGAAGGACGAGCUGGCACCGGGUGCGGUGGCGGGGGCGGCGGGCGCCAACGGUGGUGCCGCGCCACUGAUCGGCCCGGACGGUAUCAAGGUGGAGCAGGGUCUCGUGCCAACGGCCGACCCGAACGGCCAGUUCGGCCUGCGGUUGGACCAGUACGCGAAGAAACCGGCCGCGAUGCGCAACAAGACGGCGGCCAGCAUGACGCGCGAGUGGACGGAGCAGGAGACGCUGCUGCUGCUCGAGGGGCUGGAGAUGUACAAGGACGAUUGGAACAAGGUGUGCGAGCACGUCGGGUCGCGCACGCAGGACGAGUGCAUCCUGCACUUUCUGCGGCUGCCGAUCGAGGAUCCGUACCUGGAGGAUGACAACACGUUCCUCGGCCCGCUCUCGUACCAGCCGAUCCCGUUCAGCAAGGCGGGCAAUCCGAUCAUGUCGACCGUGGCGUUUUUGGCCUCGGUGGUCGACCCGCGUAUCGCGGCCAGCGCGGCCAAGGCGGCGAUGGAAGAGUUUGCCGCAAUCAAGGAUGAGGUGCCCGCUUCCAUGAUGGACGCACACCUGAAGAACGUGGAGAAAUCGAGCUUCGGUGGAAAGUUCGAUCCGAAUGCGGGGCUGGCAAGCAGCGGUAUUGCUGGCACGGGCGCCGAAAAGGACAAGGAGGACGAGUCGGCGGACGGCAAAACACCGGCAUGCGGUGGAGCGUCCUCGGCAACGUCCGCUGCUGCAGGUGGUUCCGGGGCAGCGGCCGCUGCGUCGACCCCUGCCACUCCGACCCCGCCUGCUGGCGACGUGGAGAUGAAGGAUGUUUCGAAGAAGGAUGAUGCCGCCGACAAAGAAAAAUCUUCCGAUGAGACAACCACUGCUACUAAAUCGCCUGAUUCCGAUGCUACUACAGCGACGCCAGCGGGCGAUGCAAACGCCGGCAAACCGCCAGGAGCGGCCAGCGACGCCCCGACCGCCUCCUCAGACGCCCAGAAGGAAAAGGAUGGCAAGGAUGGUAAAGAUGCUGGUACACCCUCGUCGACAGGCACGGAUGGCGCGGCAAAGGAGAACGGCGGCUCCACCGAUCCGAAGCUGUUCAACGAGGGCAAUCUGCAGGCGGCAGCAGCGGCUGCCCUUGCCGCUGCCGCAGUGAAGGCGAAGCAUCUGGCCGCGGUCGAGGAGCGCAAGAUCAAGAGCUUGGUAGCGCUGCUCGUCGAGACGCAGAUGAAAAAGCUCGAGAUAAAGUUGCGCCACUUCGAGGAGCUGGAGACGACGAUGGAGCGCGAACGGGAGGGGCUGGAGUACCAGCGGCAGCAGCUGAUACAGGAGCGCCAGCAGUUCCAUCUGGAGCAGCUGAAGGCGGCCGAGUUCCGGGCGCGCCAGCAAGCCCACCAGCGCUUCCAGAUGGAGCAGGGCCAAUGGCAGCAGCAGCAGGCACAAGCGCAAGCGCAGGCACAGGCCCAAGCGCAGGCACAGGCGCAAGCACAGCAACAGCAGCAGCAGCAGCAACAGCAGCCACCCCAUGGCCCGGCAGGGUCAGCGUCCGCCGCCUCCACCGUACCGGCGACCACCCACUCGAAUGUGCAUCCGUCGCAGCAGCAGCCACCGCAUCUGGCCGGCGCCACCACCAAUCCGGGAGCUAAUCCGCCAAAGCCGCCAUCUAUCGCUGGUGGCCCGGGGAUGGGCCCGGGAGCGCCUGGACCAGUUCAUGCAACCAACAGCCCGGUUCAGGUGGCAGCAGCAGCAGCAACAGCGGCACCAUCAGCACUGCCGGCGACAGCAUCCUUACCACCAUCGGCCAGCCAAGCACCGCCGGCCGGCAUGCCAGCGUCCAACGGUAUCCCCCCUCCUACUUCAUCCACCCCCAGCUCUACCCAGCCGCCCUCUACGAAUCCUACCGAUGGCAUUACGCCAAAUAGUAUAAUGCCCACGGGCGGACCGGCGGCACCAUCCGGGGCGUCCAUUCCGCCUCCCUCGCCACACAGCGACCCAGCGGCAGCGGCGGCCGGUGCAGUACCAGCACCUCCCGGAACCGUCGGAAUUCCCCCGUUGGGAGCGCCCCCCUCUGGCCCUGGAUCGCAUCAACCGUCGGCAGACCAGCAGCAGCAACCCCCGGCAGCGCCAGUGGCGGCACCGGCUCCUACCGAACCCCUGCCCCCAGCACCAGCAGCGCAAACGACGGGAGAAGGAGGAAUGCAACCGGUCACGGCAAUGGCGACCACCGCCACCAAUCCGUCUCCAUCGUCGGACGGGCCGGGAGAGCAGCCGGCAGCACCAGCGACGGCUCCGGACACGACACCGGCGGCGACCGGUGCAAGUGAACAGCAGCAGCAGCAGCAGCAGCAGCAUCAACAGGACAGUGGAGCUGCCGGUGAAGGGCCAGUCGGUGGUCCGCCAGCACCGCCACCAUCAUAACUCCGUAGGAACAUCCUCCACCGGAAGCGGCAGCAACAGCAGGAGGGAAACAGCCAGCCCGCGAUCAGCAGUCGUGCCGUGGUUGUGCGAGGUCGGGCGCGCGGUGGUGGCGGACGAGCGGCAAGCGAGGGGGCAGCAGCAUCACGGUCUGCCCGCCGGCGUGGCAGCUGAAGAGAAAAAGAGGAAGUAAGAGAGGGAGCGAGCGCAAGAAAGAAUUAUUAGAACACACAGACAUAAACACACACACACACAUACAGAUUGUGUACAGAAAAUGACUAAAAACACUGCGUUAGCAGCACAGACGAAAGGAAUGAAUCUUUUGAUUAGAGUUAGUUAGUUUGGGGCGUAAAAUGGGGGGAGGGGGAACUAGAUUGCUUGAUAAGUGUAUGUAGGAAAGCAUAAAUAGUGACGUUCACCUUAUCCCCCCAACUGUCCCUCUUUGUCUCACACGCACGCAUAGUUGGCACCUCGCUGCCAUAGCAACUUGUACUCUCCACGUAUCUCCUGUGAAUAUGUCUCUUCAGUGUGUGUGUAUGUGUGUGCAAGUGUUUCUAUUUGGAAUGCGAGGGUUGCAUAUGUGUCCCAAGCAAUGCCCAAGGGUGCAAGUGUGUGUGAGUGUGUGUGUGUGUUGGAAAAAAUGUAAUUAACGUCAACCAUAUGUGUACCGCGCGGAGUAUGUCGCCCGUGUCUCACACACGCACACAACCCCAAGAUCGAUUAGGACAACGUUUUUAUGCUGUGCGUUAAUGUUAGUUAAUUUAAACCCCAUGGCCCAGCACACCCGCCCCAUGUACGCAUAGCCGCCUUUGUUUUAGUGGUUCAAAGCACCCGUUUCUUUCGGCCCCACACCAACCACCCAACCAACAACACAACACACGCAAGCAGACGCGCAAUGCAUAAUUUCUUCUUGCGCGCUCUCGUCUUGUACGAUAUGCGUACGCUCGCGCCUCCCAUUGCGCGUGUUUUGUAUCGCGUUUCUUUUUUGUUUUGCUAUUCCUUUUACCACCAUGUCCAGAGUAAGCAUAGAUGUAAUAGUGACGAUAACUAUAUAUAUUUUUUUUAAUGUAUGACAAAACAGGAAGGGAAUAGCAGGUACGAAUAAUAAGCAACACAUUAUACUUCUAGUAGGUACCACGACACGUGGAACACAUGCAUCGUUUUUUUUUUUUUUUUUUGUCGCGGAAUUUUGAGUAGAAAAGGGAAAAGCAGUUUUAGAACAAGCAGACGACAGUGUUGUACACCAUUACUACUAUAAUAAUACACAGCUACUUCUCUACAACAGCCACAGCUUCGGUGGCCCUAGGUGCAUUAAGCGAAUUACGAAUAAGUGAAUAAUAAAUUUAAAUUCCCUCUAUCGGUAUAACAAAAA
Anopheles gambiae (African malaria mosquito) is the source of this 5966-nucleotide messenger RNA. It is a transcript of the gene mor, whose product is annotated as SWI/SNF complex subunit SMARCC2. The transcript is spliced from 6 exons. The coding region runs from base 341 to 4597 and encodes 1418 amino acids. Gene Ontology annotation, molecular function: DNA binding; histone binding. The record is from RefSeq and is a predicted model, not a curated record. Gene Ontology annotation, cellular component: SWI/SNF complex. Lineage: Eukaryota; Metazoa; Arthropoda; Insecta; Diptera; Culicidae. Gene Ontology annotation, biological process: positive regulation of DNA-templated transcription.